Zootermopsis nevadensis is the source of this 3168-nucleotide messenger RNA. The record is from RefSeq and is a predicted model, not a curated record. Lineage: Eukaryota; Metazoa; Arthropoda; Insecta; Blattodea; Termopsidae.
AUGAGAAAAAAUUAACUUUGAUUUUAAAAUAAUAUUCUUGCGAAUAUAUGACAGAUAUUGCCUGUUUUAUUCAUGAGUUUACAGUUAUGAGUUCGCAGAAUAAUUAAACUAUAUUCUGCGAACUCAUGAUGCGCGUGCAUCUUGGAACAUCUAAUAUAACAAAAAAAUGUCUAUAGUGUAUCUAAAUCUAAUAUGGGGAUAUAUAAUUUUAUAUGUGGCCCGCGGAGUUAUGAUGCAUUUCCAAAGUGGCCCGAAAGAUCAUUUGGGUUGGCCACCCCUGCGCUACACGAUAACUUCCUCGCAGUUUCAGUGAAGAUCUUAUCUGUCUCAAGGCCUGUAUAUAUGCUAUUAUGAUGGCCUCUGGAGUUAAAGGACAAGGUGAGGCGUAGUUUUAUUAUCGGUUGAGUUGUCUGGACGCUGAAACUCGUACAAGAAACGCGAUGUCAAUAAUAGAAACUCCAGUGUCGCCACUGUGGAUGGACAAAAGGCUGUUGGCACUGUGGCUACGGACACAGUACGGCGAAGUGGCCGUGGCGGAAUGUGAGGUGGAGAACGCCUCGUCCACGGGGGACAACUACAUGAGCGUUAUGCAUCGUAUGGUCGCUAGGACACCGGGCGGGGAUUCCCACUACCUUCUGAUUAAGAGUCGUAUGGAAGAAGGACCGACGGCCAGCGUUAUGAAAGAGAGCAGCAUCUUCAGAAAGGAGCAGGAAUUGUACGCCGUCACGUUGCCCAAGCUGCAUGCUUUGCUGUACAAAGCAAUGCCUGGAAAUUUCAAACCACUGGCGCCGAAGUGCAUCUACGCCUGUGAGAGUUUCUUGGUGUUGGAGGACCUGUCUACAGCAGGAUUCAGGAUGCUGGACCGGUUACAAGGACUGGACUUGGACCAUUGUCUGCUGGUCAUGCGCUCUCUGGCCAAGUUCCACGCAGCCUCCGUUCUUCUGCACGAAGAAGACCCGGACUCCAUGAAAGAAUAUGAAGUCAGCUUCUACAGUGACCCUGUCGUAGCGAAAACAUGGCCGCUAUUUUCCUCAGGAAUGUCGAGAACUCUGGCGGAGGAGUUGGACUCGUGGUCCGAUGAAUGGAGGACCUACGCCGACAGGUUGCGGGACAACGCCAACUUACUUUUGAUGCGUGUUCAGGAGGCAGUCAGGCGAGAGGAGGCGGAUUUUAACGUGCUAAUCCACGGAGACCUGUGGGUGAAUAACAUAUUGUUCCGAGAUCACACGAAUGAAGUCCGCCUUGUUGACUUCCAAAUGUCCCACUUCACGUCGCCUGUGAUAGACCUGCAUUACUUCAUGGCUACCAGUACCACGUUGCAGGUGCGCAUGGAACAUGAGCAGGAACUCCUACAAGAGUAUCACAUCGCUUUGUGCGAGGCUCUGAACGCUCUGGGCUACACACCGACGCCGAUAAGCCUGGAGAAACUGCGGGAAGAUUUUGACAGGAAAAUGAUUUACGGGCUUUACUCAAUGAUAGCGCCAUACGCCAUCAUGCAAAGUGAACCAGAGUAUGGUUUCAGUUUUGAUGACAUAAUCGACACGGGUUCGAAUCCCGGACCCUGUAUGUACGGCGAAAAUUACAAGGCGGUAGUCAGGUGGUUCCUACCACUGCUUGAGAGCAAAGGCGUGUUUGACAGACCAUCCAUAUACCGCAAUGUCUACAGACGCUGCUGCUGUGUCCCCGCAGUGGACGGACAAGAAGUUGCUGGAGCUGUGGCUACGGACACACUACGGCCAAUUGACCGAAUGUGUUUUUCUAAACAUGAUUCGCUACUGCAGUCUUGGAAGAUCCUGUUCGCAGGAAAUUUCAAACCACUGGCGCCGAAGUGCAUCUACGCCUGUGAGAGUUUCUUGGUGUUGGAGGACCUGUCUCCAGCAGGAUUCAGGAUGCUGGACCGGUUACAAGGACUGGACUUGGACCAUUGUCUGCUGGUCAUGCGCUCUCUGGCCAAGUUCCACGCUGCCUCCGUUGUUCUGCACGAAGAAGACCCGGACUCCAUGAAGGAGUACGGAGUCAGCGUCUUCACUGAGCCCUGUGUUUAUGACAACUGGAAGAAUUUUUGCUGUGGAAUGACGAAAACUCUUGUGGAGGAACUGAAGACCUGGCCGGAAGAGUGGCACAAGUACGCGACGAAGUUGCAUGGGAUGCAAGACAGCUUGAUAGAUCUGGUUGGUGAGACGACGAGACGUAAUGAGAACGGGCUGAACGUACUGGUACACGGUGACUUCUGGCUGAACAACAUAAUGUUCAAGAGGCACUCAAACAGCAUCCGGUUCCUGGAUUUUCAGUUGACCAUCUUCGCAUCCCCUGCUAUCGACCUUCACCUCUUCAUCUGCAGUAGCCUCACGCACGACGUACGGAUGCACCACGUCGAUACUCUGCUGCAGGAGUACCACAGUACUCUGUGUAACACACUGAUCGCCCUGGGCUACACGCAGCCACUGAUAACCCUGGAGGAAUUGCAUGAAGAGUUCGAUAGGAAGGUAAUGUAUGGAGUGUGGUCCACGAUCUGUGCUGCACCCUGCAUGCUGUCUCGCCCCGACUGCGGCUUCGAGCUGGAUGACGCCCUCGAGAGAGGCGUCACACCCGGACCAACCAUGUUCACUGAUGACUACAAGAAGGUCGUCAAAUGGAUGUUGCCUGUGCUCGAACGACAGGGAGCGUUUGACGAAAACGAAUAUCCAGUUAUGAAGAUGUCUUCAGCGCCUCCACCAUGGUCGGACAAGAAGAUGUUAGAACUAUGGUUACAGCCGCACUACGGUCAGACAACAGUGACGGGGUGUGAUGUUCAGAUCGCUGAUGGUAAAGGAGACAACUAUCUGAGCGUCAUGAACCGCAUAGUAGUGAGAACAGAAGGCGGGGAUUCCCACUCGCUGAUUAUCAAGCGUCGUUUGCAGGACGGGGAGUUCGCCGGAGCCAUAGCCGAAACGACAAUCUACAGGAAGGAACAAUCGAUGUAUGACAGAACUUUGCCCCGAAUGUCUGCUAUUCUGGAAAAAGCACUUCCAGGCAAGUGCUCGACGGAACACAAGUUGUUGGCUAAUAAUUCAUUUCGUUUUGAACGACUCCUUCUUAACCGCCUUUGUCCACGUGUUUACUCAACUACAGCACUUGUUCAAUUUUUAUCAGUCUAAUCACAAUAAAAUAUUAUUAUUAAAAUAUUUA